AUGUUGGUACUCAACUGCUCCACAAAGCUGCAGAAACUGGAGCACCUGUUAAAGAAGAAUUUCCCGGAAUCCCUAAAGGUAUAUGGAGCAGUGCUGAAUAUCAACCGAGGAAAUCCCUUCAGGAAGGAAGUGGUGGUGGACUCAUGGCCAGAAUUUAAAGCUGUCAUUACUCGUCGGCAGAGAGAGGCUGAAAGUGAUGAUCUAGACUCUUUUACCAAUGCUUACGCCGUUUUCUACAAGGAUUUGCAAGCGUAUUGGGCGUUGCUGGGGAACCCAGAAACAAUAAACUGGGAGCAAGUAUUCCAGAUACAGGGCCUACAGGAUGGGUUAUUUGACGUUUCCAAAGCCGUUGCUGGUCCCAAGCUGGUGGCUGUGAAGCAGUCGUCUUUCCAAAUGGUUAUCCACCCAGAUCCGGAUGCACUCCCAGAGGUUAACCUUAAGCUAAAUCCUCCACCAAGACUGGCUUCUCUUGACGUGUCACACGCCAGCCUCCUGAACGAGACCUGGUCCCGUGGAGGCAGUGAACAGUGCCGGAAGUAUCUAGCCAGCCUUAUUUGCUGCUUCCCUAGUGUCUGUGUCCUGGAUGAAAAUGGAAGUCCCGUAUCCUGGGGCCUGACAGACCAAUUUGCUACUAUGAUUCACGGUUACACCCUGCCUGACCAUCGUAGGAAAGGGUACAACCGCCUCAUUGCAACAAUGCUAGCUAAGAAGUUACACAGUAGAGGUUUCCCAGCUCAGGGAAAUGUUCUGGAGGACAAUCUACCAUCAGUAACGCUGCUGAAAAGCAUGAAUGCCCAGUUCCUGCCCUGCCGGUUUGUGAGAUUGAUCCACACACCUUACCGGUUUUUAACGGCACCUCAUUUGCAGCUUAGUGAAUUUUGCGGCUGA
Gekko japonicus is the source of this 888-nucleotide messenger RNA. RefSeq names its product glycine-N-acyltransferase like 3 (gene GLYATL3). Gene Ontology annotation, cellular component: mitochondrion. Bases 1 to 888 code for a protein of 295 amino acids. The transcript is spliced from 5 exons. The record is from RefSeq and is a predicted model, not a curated record. Lineage: Eukaryota; Metazoa; Chordata; Lepidosauria; Squamata; Gekkonidae. Gene Ontology annotation, molecular function: glycine N-acyltransferase activity.